GAUUAUGGUGCCCCAUUUCUUUUUCUUAAACUGCACUCAUAUUUCUUAACAUACACUUUUUACAGUUUAUAUCCGUAUAUUUCCAAGACAUCCCAUUUUAAAUAAGCAAUCAUAUUGGACAAUCACGUGAAGAGUUAUAAAAGAAAACAGAAUCAAAUCUUGAAAGAUGGAUGGGAUGUCUUGGCCUUCUCAGUCGGAGUUGGAUGGAAUGAGAGAGAAGGUUGCUCAGAUGUCUGGUGGAGAUGCCAAAGAGGUUAGAUUUGUCGUAUCUCCAUACCGGAUUUGUCCUUUGGGAGCUCACAUUGAUCAUCAGGGUGGAAGAGUUUCUGCUAUGACAAUAAAUAAGGGCAUUCUGCUUGGUUUUGUUCCUUCUGAUGAUUCACAGGUAUGAUUGUGUCACAUGCAG
This is a messenger RNA of Coffea arabica (coffee), 406 nucleotides long. RefSeq names its product galacturonokinase-like. Gene Ontology annotation, biological process: galactose metabolic process. Gene Ontology annotation, cellular component: cytosol. NCBI's taxonomy places the organism in Eukaryota, Viridiplantae, Streptophyta, Magnoliopsida, Gentianales, Rubiaceae. The record is from RefSeq and is a predicted model, not a curated record.